UAGUUUUAUGUUGAAACAGGAAGUGCUGCUCAUCUGUACUGUCGCCAGCUUUGCCUCAAAUAAUAAUUAGUGUCGUUACCGCCUGUGUCCGCCAGAGGGGCAGUAGCGCCCCCUGCUCUGAUAAGGAUAAGGAUAAACUUUAUUGAUCCCACAGUGGGUAAAGUUCACCGAGCUGCUUCACUGAGGAGAGUCUUUUAGUUUUCAGAUAAUAUGAUGGUGAAGAAAAUGUGUUACUGCAGUAAAGAUUCCACUGAAUUAUUAUUUGAUCCAUGAUCGAGAGCACUCAGUUCUUCUCCAGUUUGUUGCUGCUGUCGGGUGAACAGGUUGAGAGGACUUUGGGUAUUGAGACUGCAAGAUCCACCAUCAUCAAUGAGAUUCAGUACACCAUGGUCAACCACGGAAUGAGCAUCGACCGGCGUCACGUCAUGCUUCUUGCUGAUCUUAUGUCCUAUAAGGACCAGACCUGCUGGGAUCUGUACAGAUGUCUCGAUGAGGGUGGGAGUGGUUUCAGUAAAGGAGAGCUGGAUCAGUCUACAAACACAUUGUUGUAACCAGUGUGGGAAAUCUUUCAGGCAGUCAUGUUAUUUGAAACGUCAUAUGCUCAUCCACACUGAAGAAAUUAGUUUUUUACUGUGAUAUUUCCUCAUGUUUGACAAAGUGGUUAUUAUCUUAACUGUGAAAUAAAAGCCCUCCUUAAACAUUAUUUAAUCUAGUCUCUUUUUCAAAAGAGGCCUGAGAACAACAGACAUUCCAAUAAACUACCCUUAGUUAGUAAACUGAAACUAAAUCAAUCGUAUUUUCAACUAUUGUAACCAAACCUCCACUGCCAUAUUAGAACAGGAUAUGCUUUUAUUUCUAAAACAUUGCCAAUGAUUUUGACAAAUCAUUCUGUGGUUUUAUUUGAGAAAGUUGUUGCCCCAGCAUUGUCCUACAGGGGGCAGUUGUUUUAAAACUACAUUUGUCUUCCAUGUGUCACCAUUUGCUUGCAUAUUUCAUAAACAUCACAAUCACUAAUUUCCAACUCUAUACUGAUGAUAUUUUCCUGGUUUUCUUAGCUGGCAGGAGAUGAAUUUUUGCAUCCCUACCCUGAUUUUCAUUAUCGAGGCUCGCUUUUUCCCCUAACAUUCUCCCACAACGGGAGUGUUUGACCUUUAAAGUCACGGUUUCUUCUACUGACCUGCACCUUUGUGAUUAAUCCUUGCAGCUCUACUGCAUGAUCUACUGUUUGCUUUACCCCGUUAGUCAUUCUCUAAUAACACUGCAGUUUCUGCCGCUGCUGGUUUUCAACAAAUUCCAGGAGAAGAACAUGCAUUACUCCCAUUCACGUCUCCCUGUGAUUUACUAUUGAUUUAGCUGAUUUAGCUUUAAAGCACAGCAUGCUCCCCUUCUGUCUUCCGUUAGGCUCUGCUAAGCCUCCUGCUGCUGAAGCUUCUUACCUGAGCAUUGGUUUGGAAAAAUAAGUAAAUAAAGUCCAAGGACUCACCUAUGUGGGCCCCUCAAAAUUUUUCAUUAUCA
This is a messenger RNA of Amphiprion ocellaris (clown anemonefish), 1515 nucleotides long. RefSeq names its product DNA-directed RNA polymerase III subunit RPC1-like. NCBI's taxonomy places the organism in Eukaryota, Metazoa, Chordata, Actinopteri, Pomacentridae. Gene Ontology annotation, molecular function: DNA binding; DNA-directed RNA polymerase activity. The record is from RefSeq and is a predicted model, not a curated record. The coding region runs from base 270 to 551 and encodes 93 amino acids. Gene Ontology annotation, biological process: DNA-templated transcription. The transcript has 3 exons.